Molecule: messenger RNA, 1018 nt
Organism: Toxotes jaculatrix (banded archerfish)
Lineage: Eukaryota; Metazoa; Chordata; Actinopteri; Toxotidae
Gene: alg14
Product: ALG14 UDP-N-acetylglucosaminyltransferase subunit
Exons: 4
Coding region: 262-912 (216 amino acids)
Biological process (GO): dolichol-linked oligosaccharide biosynthetic process
Cellular component (GO): UDP-N-acetylglucosamine transferase complex
Source: RefSeq, a predicted model, not a curated record
GCAGUGGCGUAUGCCUGGGACAGGAAGUAUCACCAGCACAACAAGCAUUGUUUCCGUUUUAUAGUAUUAAAAUGUAUCGAAUCAGACAGUGAAGAUAUUAAACAAAAACUAAUUUCCCCUCUAUCCACGCCUGGGGACAGUUUGCUGGUGAAGCCGGAGGGAUCUGUACACAGCUUGAGAGGAAAAUCUGCCUGAAAGCCUCAAUUCAGGGCUCCGAAUCAGGUCAACGCACAGUAUCUGAACUAGUCCUACAAAUCUGCCAUGGCGUUCCUGGAAGGAGCUGUGUUUGCCAUUUUAAUCAUAUGUUUGUUAUUUAUCACCCGGUUAUAUAUUGUUGUGAAGACGGGAUCAAAGUAUAAACCUGGAACCAAAGGUCCGAUUGCAGUUCUCGUCGUUGCAGGAUCAGGUGGUCACACCACAGAAAUCCUGCGGCUGAUGGAAUGCCUGUCUGCAGCCUACACACCUCGACACUAUGUUAUUGCUGACACUGACAGGAUGAGUGAGGAGAAAAUCUGCACCUUCGAAAGCUCUAAACAACACACGGACUCUGAGUCACAGUUCACCAUCUGUCGGAUCCCACGGAGCCGGGAGGUGCAUCAGUCUUGGAGUUCCUCUGUUGUCAGCACCCUGAAUGCCCUGUGGUACUCCCUCCCUCUGGUGUUCAGACUCAGACCUGACAUGGUGCUGUGUAAUGGCCCAGGGACUUGCGUUCCCUUGUGUGUGGCAGGACUCUUGCUUGGAAUUCUGGGAAUGAAGAAAGUCCUGAUAGUAUAUGUUGAAAGUAUAUGCCGGGUGCAUACGCUGUCGCUCACAGGGAAGAUCCUGUACCCAAUAUCAGACUAUUUCUUUGUGCAGUGGUCUUCUCUGAGGGACAAAUACCCCAAAUCUAUUUUCCUUGGAAAAAUAGUGUGAAAGCAUGUGCUACACAUGGGUGCGAAGUAUAUAUAAUUCAGAAUUAAAUAUGUUGUAAUGUGUGCUGUAAUGAACAUGAAUAAAUACUAAUGUUUUUCAAUUGUUA